AUGAUUGGCUCCCCUGGCCCUGGUGGGUGUGCCUUAGUGCCAUGGCAGCGUCUGUGGCAGUGGGUUCUGGCAGUGUCGCUGGCAGCCACAGUUGCCCUGACUCUCCCUGGGAGCAGCCUGGCGUGCCCUCCUCGGUGCGAGUGCUCGGCUCAGCUCAGGUCGGUGUCGUGCCAGCGGAGACGUCUCACCAACAUUCCAGAGGGCAUCCCCACAGAGACACGACUCCUGGACCUCAGCAAGAACCGGCUUCGUUGGGUACAGGCAGGCGACCUCACCCCUUACCCCCGACUGGAAGAAGUGGACCUCAGUGAAAACCUUAUUGCCACACUGGAGCCUAAUGCUUUUGCCACCCUGAUCAAUCUCAAAGUGCUCAAGCUCAGAGGAAACCAGCUUAAGCUAGUGCCAAUGGGAGCCUUUGCCAAGCUGGGCAACCUAACCAGUCUUGAUCUGAGUGAGAACAAAAUGGUGAUUUUACUCGACUACACCUUUCAAGACCUUAAAAGUCUGAAACAUCUUGAAGUAGGAGACAAUGAUCUAGUGUACAUUUCUCACAAGGCCUUUGCUGGGUUGGUGGGGCUAGAGGAGCUCACUAUAGCACGCUGUAACUUGACCUCCAUCGCAGGCCAGACACUGUCCUAUCUUCGCAGCCUGGUGACCCUCCGCCUUCAUCACCUCAGCAUCUCCGCCUUAGAAGACCAGAACUUCCGCAAACUGUCCAACCUGCGUGGCCUGGAGAUCAAUCACUGGCCCUACCUCGAGUUUAUCUCUCCUCUGAGUUUCCAGGGCCUCGAUCUGCACUGGCUCUCCAUCACUCACACCAACAUCACAUCUGUCCCAUCUGCCUCUUUCAAAAAUCUGAUUCACUUGACACAUUUAAACCUGUCAUACAACCCCAUCUCCACUCUGGAGUCCUGGGCCUUCAGAGACCUGCUGAGGCUAAAAGAACUGAUCAUGGUGAACACUGGGCUGACCACAGUGGAGCAUCACGCUCUGGGUGGUCUGCGGCAGAUCCGAGUCCUAAACUUCUCGUCCAAUCACCUGCAGACUCUGGAAGAGAGCUCCUUUCACUCGGUCAACAGCUUGGAGACAUUACGAGUGGAUGGGAACCCUCUGCAGUGCGACUGCCGUCUGUUGUGGAUCCUGCAGCGACGCAAGACCCUCAACUUUGACGACAGGGUGCCGGUUUGUACGGGGCCGGUGGAGGUGCAGGGCGUCAGCCUCAGCUCCUUCACCGACUCUGCUCUGUUUGAUCACUUCACCUGUCAGAAGCCCAAGAUACGCAACCGCAAAAUGCAGCAGGUCAUUGCUCGUGAAGGACAGCCAGUCAGUUUCCUCUGUCGGGCUGAAGGAGAACCACCGCCUGCCAUAGUGUGGAUUUCCCCUCAGCGCAGACGAAUCACAUCCAAGACUUCAGGCCGCAUCACUGUUCUCCCCAGUGGCACCCUGGAGAUUCGCUACGCCCAGCUCACGGACAGCGGCACGUACAUCUGCAUCGCCAGCAACGCUGGGGGCAAUGACACCUACUUCGCCACACUCACAGUCCGGGGCCAGCCGCUGGAUGCCGCCUCAGCCUUUUUCCUCAACCGCUCAAUCUACAGCGGAGAGUUCUUCAAUGAUACUAAUAUGAACAGCACCCGAGUGUUUCUCAAAUUCACCUUGGAUCUGACCACCAUCUUGGUCUCCACAGCAAUGGGCUGCAUCACUUUCCUGGGAGUUGUGCUUUUCUGCUUUCUGCUGCUGUUUGUUUGGAGCCGGGGCCGUGGCCAACGAAGGAAUAACUUCACAGUGGAGUACUCUUUCAGGAAAUCUGAGCCUGCCACCUCUGGCGCCUCAGGAGGGACCAGGAAGUUUAAUAUGAAAAUGAUAUGA
Messenger RNA from Boleophthalmus pectinirostris (great blue-spotted mudskipper), 1869 nucleotides. Its product is annotated as leucine-rich repeat and immunoglobulin-like domain-containing nogo receptor-interacting protein 3. The transcript has 3 exons. Gene Ontology annotation, cellular component: extracellular matrix. Bases 1 to 1869 code for a protein of 622 amino acids. Lineage: Eukaryota; Metazoa; Chordata; Actinopteri; Gobiiformes; Gobiidae. Gene Ontology annotation, molecular function: protein binding. The record is from RefSeq and is a predicted model, not a curated record.